Molecule: messenger RNA, 2037 nt
Organism: Apis florea (little honeybee)
Lineage: Eukaryota; Metazoa; Arthropoda; Insecta; Hymenoptera; Apidae
Gene: AP-1mu
Product: adaptor protein complex 1, mu subunit
Biological process (GO): vesicle-mediated transport; intracellular protein transport
Cellular component (GO): clathrin adaptor complex
Source: RefSeq, a predicted model, not a curated record
GAACCGGUCGAUAUUCAGCGCGAAGUUAGCUACGCAUGCGCUUCGAUUAUGCUUCGUACCGAGCAACUUCAGGGCGGUCCACAGUGGCAAUCAGGCAACUGGGAGGGGAGGGCACUUUUGUCAAUAAAAUCUCUUUUAUUAUUCUUAUACAAAAGAAGUUUUGUUGUAAAUAACCAAAGGAUUAAUAUUACUUAAGGAAUUGGAAGAACACUAUAUAUUAUUUCUUCGAAAUGUCGACAUCUGCGAUAUAUAUUUUAGACGUAAAGGGUAAGGUUUUAAUUUCACGAAAUUAUCGUGGAGACAUAGAAACAGGUGUUAUAGAGAAAUUUAUGCCUCUUGUAAUGGAACGCGAAGAGGAAGGCAAUCUUACUCCUAUUAUUCAAACUGCUGAAUGUACAUAUGCGUAUAUAAAAUACAAUAAUUUGUAUAUUGUGUCAACUACGAAAAAGAAUGCAAACAUUUCCUUAGUAUUUGUGUUCUUGCAUAAAUUAGUGCAAGUGAUGCAAGAAUAUUUCAAAGAAUUGGAAGAAGAAAGCAUACGAGACAAUUUUGUUGUCAUUUAUGAACUUUUAGACGAGUUAAUAGAUUUUGGAUAUCCACAAACUACAGACAGUAAGAUAUUACAGGAAUAUAUUACUCAAGAAGGACACAAACUUGAAAUUCAACCACGCAUUCCUAUGGCUGUGACUAAUGCUGUAUCUUGGAGGUCGGAAGGUAUAAAAUACCGUAAAAACGAAGUGUUCCUAGAUGUAAUAGAAUCGGUGAAUCUUUUAGCAAAUGCUAAUGGAAAUGUUUUAAGCUCUGAAAUUGUUGGUGCCAUAAAAAUGAGAGUAUAUUUGUCUGGAAUGCCGGAAUUAAGACUUGGAUUAAACGAUAAAGUUUUAUUUGAAUCUACAGGGCGUGGAAAGUCUAAAUCGGUUGAAUUGGAGGAUGUGAAAUUUCAUCAGUGUGUCAGAUUAUCUAGAUUUGAAAAUGAUAGAACAAUUUCUUUUAUUCCUCCUGACGGAGAGUUCGAAUUAAUGUCUUACAGAUUGAACACACACGUAAAACCAUUAAUAUGGAUUGAAUCUGUCAUCGAGCGACAUGCUCACAGCAGAGUAGAAUACAUGAUAAAGGCAAGAUCACAAUUUAAAAGGCGUUCUACAGCCAAUAACGUAGAAAUAGUGAUUCCAGUGCCCAAUGAUGCAGAUUCCCCUAAAUUUAAGACUACUAUUGGCAGUGUUAAAUAUUCACCGGAGCAGAGUGCAAUAACUUGGUUCAUCAAAUCAUUUCCCGGUGGUAAAGAAUAUCUAAUGAGGGCACACUUUGGUCUACCGUCUGUUGUUGGGGAGGAUGUGGAAGGAAAACCACCGAUUCAAGUUAAAUUUGAAAUUCCAUAUUUCACUACUUCUGGGAUACAAGUGCGUUAUUUAAAGAUCAUCGAGAAAAGUGGAUAUCAAGCGCUACCGUGGGUGAGGUAUAUUACACAGAAUGGAGAUUAUCAAUUGAGAACAAAUUAAAUAGAAACAAAGAUCCUAUAGAAUAUGAAAUAUUCACAGUAUUGAAAGGUAGAUUUUCAUUAUUGGAUUUUAUUUAACGGAAGUAGUGUAAUUGCAAUAUUUUUUUGCAGUUUUACACUUUUAGAGACUUUUACAAUAAUCUCCUUUUAUGAUACCAUAUAUUAUGAUACCAUAUAUGGAAAUGCAUAGUACUUAAUUUAUUAAUUGUAAAUUUCUUUCAAUUAAUGUUUGUUAAAAAAAUAAAAAAAAUCAAUAUUUUCCAUAUACAGGGGUUAUAGCAUAUAUUAUAAUAUAUAUUAAAUAAUCGAAAUAUAAAGAAAAUAAUUGUAAAUAUAUCUGAAAUUAUAAUAUUCGAAUGUUUUCAUGGAAUUGUUAAUUGUAACGAAUUAAUAGACAUUUUUCUGUACUAAUUUAAACUUUAAUAGUAUUAAAAUCAGAAUUGCUACUGUACAUCAAUAUGAUGACAAAUAACAAUAUUAUUAUAAACCAUGUAUUAGUAACAUUAAGAAACUCAAAAGAUUACAUUAAAUUUUUAACA